Pseudomassariella vexata is the source of this 1154-nucleotide messenger RNA. RefSeq names its product short-chain dehydrogenase. Bases 106 to 1035 code for a protein of 309 amino acids. The transcript has 3 exons. NCBI's taxonomy places the organism in Eukaryota, Fungi, Ascomycota, Sordariomycetes, Amphisphaeriales, Pseudomassariaceae. The record is from RefSeq and is a predicted model, not a curated record.
AUAUGAUCUCCAUUCCAAGGUCAGCUUCCUGGCAUUACAGAGGAUGAAUUGCUCUGUCAACAACAAUAAAGCCCUCACCAAUGACCUUUGGUCUUGUGUUCCAAGAUGUCGACUCCCAAGGAAAGAGUUGAAGCGCUAGGGAAGCAGCUGCAAUCGGGUGCCACUUUCGAGGGCAUGCCGGUUGUGAAAACGGUCGCGGGUUCUGCAAACGAAUUGCGAUUGGAUAGCAAAGUGGUAAUUAUCACUGGCGCCAAUUCGAUACUCGGAAUUGGUCGAGCGAGCGCGCACCAAUUCGCCGCGAAUGGCGCCAAAGCCAUCUACAUCUGCGACUACGACGAGAGUAACCUGGGUAAACACAAGCGCGAGAUCAACUCUAUAUAUCCCAAUGUCCAUAUCCACGUUCGCCGUUUCGAUGCCGCAGAGGAGAAGGCGGUGCAAGAGGUCGUGGAAGACGCGAUAAGCAAAUACGGAAGACUCGAUGUGUUCUUUGCGAAUGCUGGCAUUGUUGGCCCGCAUGCACAUUUCAAGGAUGUGUCGAAGGAUGAUUUCAUGAAAGUAAUGGAAACAAAUGUCGCAAGUGUCUUCCUCGCGGCGAAACAUGCAGCCCCGGCCAUGAUGAAGACAUCAAGCGACAAAAAGGUCUCGUCUGGGAGCAUCAUCGGCACCGCUUCAGUUGCCGGGAUCAGGUCGAACGCCGGAUCAACACCCUAUUCCGCAGCCAAGGCAGGCGUCGUGUCGCUCGCGCAGACUUGCGCAUACCAGCUUGCUGGAACCAACGUUCGCGUCAACGCAAUAUGUCCCGGCAUCAUCGAGACGGGCAUGACGGCACCGACUUUCGAAGCAGCGCGAGCACGGGGAACGGAGAAGAAAAUUGGGCAGCUGAAUCCCCUGAAGCGAUAUGGUGUCGCCGACGAGAUUGCACGUGUCGCAUUGUUCCUCGCGAGUGAUGAGGCAAGUUAUGUCAAUGGCCAGGCUUGGGCGGUCGACGGAGGCCUCAGUGCAGGUCAUCCCUAUGUUAUUGGGAAACUGGCAUAAGGGCAGUGAGGUAUCAUUUUCAUUGAGGUACUGGAUCGUGGAAAAUAGGUCGAACUCUGGAUGGCGUUCGGACGGAUGUUCUCCCUGGAUCGGGAUGUCAUGUUCUUGGACGGAAGGCG